Molecule: messenger RNA, 827 nt
Organism: Oryza brachyantha (malo sina)
Lineage: Eukaryota; Viridiplantae; Streptophyta; Magnoliopsida; Poales; Poaceae
Exons: 3
Coding region: 121-633 (170 amino acids)
Source: RefSeq, a predicted model, not a curated record
GGCAGCAGGAGCGCUUCCCCUUCUCGUCUCCCCCCAAUUCGAUCCGCCUCCAAAUUUGGUUCGAUUCGAGGAGCGAGUGGAGCAAGGGCCGAGGCGGCGGAUUCCGGGGAGGAGGGAGAGAUGGACCAGGUGCUGAACAAGGUGGGGAGCUACUGGUUCAGCAAGAGGGCGAGCAAGGAGAUCGACUCCAUCGGCGACGACCUCAGCUCAAUCUCCACUAGCAUUGGAUCUGGAGCUAAAUGGAUGGUGAACAAAAUCAAAGGGAAGAUGCAGAAAGCAUUGCCAGACCUUCUCAAGGAAUAUGACAUGCCCGCAGGCCUCUUCCCAAGGGAUGCUACUAACUAUGAGUUCAACGAGGAGACAAAGAAGCUUACAGUGUACAUCCCUUCAACCUGCGACGUUGGAUACAAGGAUUCGUCAGUUCUGCGAUUCUUUACCUGUGUGACCGGCUACUUGGAGAAGGGAAAGCUCUCUGACAUCGAGGGCCUGAAGACGAAAGUGCUCGUUUGGACCAAGGUGACUGCCAUCAAGACCGAGGGGUCGAAGGUUCAUUUCACUGCUGGCGUGAAGAAGACCCGCAGCCGCGACGCAUAUGAGGUGGUCAGAGAUGGUAUCACCAUAGACAAGUUCUAAGCUCGUACCUGGCAUGAAAAAUGUGAUGUAAUUAGUGAGAUGAAUUCCCUCUGCAACAUGUACUAUCAAUUGUCACAUCGGUUAUGACCUACUACUAUUUAACUGAUUAAUUGUAUUGCCAUAAUAUUGAUUGUCAUGACCCACAAGUGUUUCAAAGCAUCUUAAAAUUUUUGUGCUUAUUUGCUCGUGAUUGU